This is a messenger RNA of Pelmatolapia mariae (spotted tilapia), 5760 nucleotides long. RefSeq names its product GTP binding protein 1, like (gene gtpbp1l). Lineage: Eukaryota; Metazoa; Chordata; Actinopteri; Cichliformes; Cichlidae. Bases 83 to 2101 code for a protein of 672 amino acids. Gene Ontology annotation, molecular function: GTPase activity; GTP binding; translation elongation factor activity. The transcript is spliced from 15 exons. The record is from RefSeq and is a predicted model, not a curated record. Gene Ontology annotation, biological process: translational elongation.
GUCAUACAGUCAGUGCCAAGCUAACGAAGCCAACCAGAGUAAACAACUAAGUUAGCCUAUCAGCUAGCUAGCAACUUCUGAAAUGGCGUCGUUAACGGCGACAGAACCAGCGUUACACCCAGGUACAGCGCCAGCAGCAGAGUCCAUAGUGCCUGCUUGUAUGUUUGCACCGGACCGGGGGUGUGCCGAGGAUCCGUCCGGCGGAGAGGGCUUUGAAGACGGCGAGGAUAGAAAUGGAGAGCCCGCGGAUCAUUUAGACUUAAGUAGCAAGCUGGUCCUUGUGAGUCCAACAGGGGAACAAUAUGAUUCAUUACUGAGACAUUUGAGGGAGCGGAUAGAUGAGGGCUGCGGAGAGACAAUCUAUGUGGUUGGGAUGGGCUCAGAUGGAGGUGAUUAUGGUCUGGAUGAAAAGGACAUGGAGGCGUCGGUAGCCACCGUGCGGUCGCUGUGUGAACAGAUUGAGGCUGACUUAAUCAUGCUGAGAGAAAGGACAGACGCUGGAGGAAAGAUUCGGGACUACCUCAUCCGUCGACGUGUGGGCGAGCAGGAUUUCCUAGAAGUCAGAGUGGCUGUUGUUGGAAAUGUAGACGCUGGAAAGAGCACCCUGCUGGGAGUGUUAACCCAUGGUGAGCUGGAUAAUGGCAGAGGUUUCGCUCGUCAGAAGCUCUUCAGGCACAAACAUGAGAUGGAGAGUGGGAGGACCAGCAGUGUGGGCAACGAUAUCCUGGGCUUUGAUCAGGAAGGACAGGUGGUAAACAAGCCAGACAGCCAUGGCGGGGGUUUAGACUGGACCAAGAUCUGUGAGAAAUCCUCCAAAGUCAUCACCUUUAUUGACUUAGCUGGGCACGAGAAGUACCUGAAGACCACAGUCUUUGGCAUGACGGGACACCUGCCUGAUUUCUGCAUGCUCAUGGUUGGCAGCAAUGCUGGCAUUGUUGGCAUGACCAAAGAGCACCUGGGUCUAGCGCUGGCCCUAAACGUACCUGUGUUUGUUGUGGUUACCAAGAUAGACAUGUGCCCAGCUAACAUCCUGCAAGAGACACUAAAAUUAUUACAGAGGUUAUUAAAGUCACCAGGCUGCAGGAAAAUCCCAGUGUUGGUGCAGAACAAGGAUGAUGUCAUUGUCACAGCCUCUAACUUCAGCUCUGAGAGGAUGUGUCCAAUAUUCCAGAUCUCAAAUGUGACAGGGGAGAACAUGGACUUGCUGAAGAUGUUCUUGAACCUCCUUUCCUCUCGGACCACCUUUAGCAAUGAUGAGCCUGCAGAGUUCCAAAUAGACGACACAUACUCCGUACCUGGUGUGGGCACAGUAGUUUCAGGCACUACGUUACGUGGAUUGAUACGACUCAAUGACACGCUCCUCUUAGGCCCAGACCCCCUCGGCACUUUCAUCCCCAUCGCAGUUAAAUCCAUCCACCGCAAGAGGAUGCCUGUCAGAGAGGUUCGCGGUGGACAGACCGCAUCCUUCGCCCUCAAAAAGAUCAAACGAUCAUCUAUAAGGAAAGGAAUGGUGAUGGUUUCCCCCAAGCUGAUGCCACAGGCCACCUGGGAAUUUGAAGCCGAGAUUUUGGUGCUUCACCAUCCGACCACGAUAUCCCCGAGAUACCAGGCCAUGGUCCACUGUGGCAGCAUUAGGCAGACAGCCACAAUCCUGUCAAUGAACAAAGACUGUCUGAGGACUGGGGACAAAGCCACGGUCCACUUUCGCUUCAUCAAGACCCCCGAAUACCUGCACUGUGACCAGAAGCUGGUGUUCAGGGAAGGACGUACCAAAGCUGUAGGCACCAUUACAAAGCUUCUCCACUCAGUGAACACCCAGGCAGCUAAGGCCCAGCAGUCCAAAUCUCAAGCCAGCAAAAAGAGUUCUAAAGAGGGCACAACCGCUAAUGAGGACAGUGGAUCAGCAGCACGGCCACCCAGUCCUACCACAGCGCAGCUACCGACAGUGGCAGAGGAGGAGGCUCUGUGUCAUGAUGGCAACAAAGAAAACAAGCUCAAGUCAGGAAGCGGGGGACGCAGGAGAGGUGGUCAGAGACAUCGAGGGAAAGGUGUGAAUGCCACGACUACAGCAGUGCCCACAGGAGCAGCGGGCACAGCCUAAAAGCACAAACAUAGGUUUCUUCACAGCCCGUCAUCAUCAUCAUCAUCAUCAUCUCUUCACAAAGAGGAGGGAGAGUGACUGUGUGGGCCUCUUACAGGUGUGCAAAGACUGGCCAUCUUUCUUUCAAAUAAAAACAAAUAAAUAAUUAGUGAACAGUCUGAAUCAAGAGAGUGACAUAUUUAUCAAAAAUGAUAUAUAUUUUUCUUGUUGGCUGAUGAAGGUGAUAGUUCUUUUUUAAAUUUGUUUUUCCAGGAGGUGUUUAUCUCAUUUGUUUUUUCCCAGCUUCCAGCAGAUUGAUCAGUCACUCUCUCUGCUCUCUCUCCUGCCUCUAAUGUUUUUUGUUUCCCCCAUCGGUCAGCCCGCUUUUUCCUUAUUCUACAUUUCCUUGUGUUCUGCCAUUAAUGGGACUUCCUGAAGGCACCAGACUUGGAGUCUGCUAAUAUUUGUCAGUGAAGGAGGAUUGUGUUCAGUAGUUGAAAAAUACUGAAGCCAGCAGUAUAAAUGUGUAUUUGGGAUCCAUUGAGCUGAAAGGGAUUUGAUAGUAAGCGGUCGGCUGUAGCUGCUGCUGUGUUAGUUUAAGCUGACCACUGGUUUUGGGGUUUGGCUACAAACUGUUCUCUGGAAACCUACUGAUGAUGUAAACUCUGUGGUUGUGUUACCCUGAGACUAGUUAUGAAUGCAUCACUUAUAAUGAAACAUCGGCUUGUACACAAAGUGCUCAUGUAGCCGAUGUUUAAACAUGUUAUAGAAGGAAAUCUUCAUGGACUUUUUCUAAGAGUCCGUGUUUCAGUUUUUCUAGUUUUUCAUGAAGCCAAAAGAGAAAAUUUCUGAAUCAUCCUUUUUUAACGUUGGAGUGUUUAGUAGCAAAGUGGCGUUUGUCAUGGUGUAAUGUACUACAAGUGCUUUUUGAACAAGCAAAGCAGGCAGAGGACCUUGAGCACAGUUCCACUUUGAUCCAGUAUAUUAAAUGAAAGUCUUGUGCACAAAAACAUCCAUCAGGUAUUUUACUAAUUUAAUUUAAAAAAACAAACUCUAAUGAUGUCAAAGCCAACACAGAACAUGUUUCAGUAACUGAAGUUUUGCUGCACAUUUUGUGUUUGUUCUUCAAUUAAUUGAGAAUUUUCAUGUGAAGUCCAAAUCAGGUGCAAAGCUUCACAAGCAAACGUGGACAAUCACCAGAGUUGAGAUAUUUUAUGGUACACGUGUGCAAGUCAUGUUGCAUCCUGCCUUAACCUGACGUAUACCCCUAAUGACAUCAAGCUAAAGUAAGCAACAGUAGACUACACCCUUUUUUUGCCACAGAUGUUUUCCACUGGUUUUUAUGAAAGUGGUUUCUCUAGUUGUCUUUAUAUUGGGAAGGUGACCGUGUUAGCAGUUGUCACAGUUUUGCAGCCCUCUGUUUCUUCUUUGGGGGGCAUAGAUCUCCCCUCACAUUAGUAUUAACUUAAUGUUGAUCAGUCUGGUCCGACAGUCCUUGAGCUAACAGCUUUAUACGUCUCAUAAGCACAAUGAACUAAGACAGCAUUACUCCCUUUCUCCCCCUUUAGAUUUUACCAACAGUGCAUGGAUGUUUAUCUGAAGAGACUGUUUGUGUGUACAGUUUGUUACGUUUUUGGACAGUGACACAUUUUUUUUUCUCACUUUUACAUCUGCAGUAGAUUUGAAAACCAGCUGCAAUAGUAGAGCAAACUGUUGUGGUUGUGGUUACGCUUUGUUUCAACACCAUGACUGCAGCUGUCUUCAUAGGUCUUUCUGCCUUCAUAGCUGAUUCAGGUGAUUGACUUAGACACUCCACAAUAUUGUACCUUUUCACCUUUAAACAGGUUAUGCGUUCAGCCAAAGUUAUCUUUGUAAAAAAGAGAAGGACCUUAGUAACAUUUAAAACUGGACCACCAAAAAAGGUUGUAAAGGUCCUGCGAUCAUCCGCAGCUAUCAUCUGUUGACAUCCAGGCAGAUGUUCCUACAAUAGAUUCAUUUUGUUCUUUUCGACCACAUGUUGUGCCAUCUACAUCAAAUGCCAUACUUAAAAUCGUCUCCAGAUCUUCGACAGGCUUCAUUUAUAAAAACGAUAGCCCAUGAGUGAAUUGUUCAGUCACAUUUCAACCUUUGAAGUUAAAGGUGAGAGCCUUCAUGUUGUUUCCAUCUUAACUGUUGCCGUGGCGCGUGGAGGCCGAACGGUGGGAGAGGUGUCACUGUCCAAAAAUCUGUAUGUGAGACGCAAGUUGUACAUGCCAUUUAAAUUAAGUGGUGCCAGUUUGUGUUCUAAAUCCUUUUAAAUAAAGAUGUUAUUUAAAAAAAUGUGUUUUAAUAUUAAAUCAUUUAAAAUAAUGUCUUCAAGAACAAGUUUAGGAGGAUUCUUUGGUGAAAUUCAGAAUUAUAUUUUAUACUUUGUAUGCUCAGAGGUGCUCCGUCCAGAAUGUACCUUCCCUGUUACCUUUACCUGACAGGCUCCAGCCCCACCGUGACCCUGAGCUGGAGAAGCGGCCGUGGAUGGAUGGAAGAAAUUGCUCAGGGUGAAAGGUUGGACAGCGUCUACACAGCAUAAUGGAUUUUUGGCUUUGAUUACACAACCGUAAAGUUUUGUGAUGAAUUUGGUUACAAAUGUUACUCUGCUGACAAAAAAGGAUCAAAAAACAUUUUCCCAUCUCAGGGGAUGAACCAGUGCUGUAUCUACACACUGUGUCUUAUCUUUUGGACACUUUUACCAACAGCCUAUCACAAAAACAUAAUUUAUCUCAUUUCUUUAGUCGAAUUGACAAAAAUUGCCAAAUAAAGCACAUGUUGUUUUACAUCAACAAGGUGAUCCCCAAACAGCCGUUAGCUGAAAACUUGGCACAUCUCGCCAUGCCAGUCGGUGUGGCCUCCUUCGAACUACAUCACUGUAAUGCCAUGAAGAAGAAUUUGGAUAUCCAUUCAAGUUUGUUUUCAGCAAUGUUUGUGUUUAUGUCAGCAAGAAAAGAAUUAAAAAAUGCAGCAUGCAAAUGAUAAUAUACCUGCUGUUGGGGUCAAACAUUCAGUGGAAGAAUAUAAAAUAAACAUUGUGAAAUAGGAAACAGACACUGGCAGUGGGUGUAUCGUUCUGUUCUUCUGUUUACAUUUUUACAAUAUUUCAGUGUUUUACGGCAGUCUGAAUUUAGGACAUUUGUAUUUUCAUUUGUUGAUUAUGCUUAAUGAUUAUUCACAUUUGUAGCAGGAAUGACCCACGCUCAGCAAUGUGACUGCAAAGGUUUAUUUACAGUGUGCCUUUCAGUGCUGUUGCGUUACCGUCAGCAGCUUUUCGGCUCCUCAUUGCGUGGCAGCGCCUUCCUCUCACUGCUCCUGCUAUGGUCUCUCCUCCUCUCUGCGACUGCACGAUUAGUGUUUUCAGCCUCCCCUGACACCACACCCUUAACCUGCUGCUCCACCCCUCCCCUGCACCUGAGCCACCAAACACAACAUGAAAAAUGGCUGAACAGUGAAUCAGUUUCUUUGGAAAUUGAUUAAUUCUUUUUCAGCUCUUUCAGCUAAGUCUGGUUCUGCUGGAGAUUUCUUCCUGUUAGAAGGGAGUUUUUCCUUCCCAUGGUUGCCAGUGCACUGAUUGUUGGGCUUUUCUUUGAUUUGUCUGUAUUACUGUCUUUACCUUACAGUAAAGUGCCUGGAGAGAACUGUUGUUGUGAUUU